CCGCAGUAGCGCAGUUCCUUCUGGGAAGCGGUGCUCUUCGUCCUCCCGUUGUUUGUGACGUCCUGCAGCGGUUUUAAAAGCACCAUGUUGAUUGAGUGCCUGGUGGUUCUAGCCUUGGGUAUUGUAGCCUGUCUUGUGCUGCUAAAGAGAAAGACAGUGGUACUGAAGACAGAAGAUGGCUGGUGGGGAAUUGGAGAUGUACCUCAGGGGAAUGAGGAUGAGAACAUUUCUUCUUUCACGGUUGAAACAUCCCAACAAGAGAUUGAGGACUUGCACAGGAGAAUAGAUCAAACACGGCCUGUUCCUUCUUUGGAGGACAGCCAAUUUAAUUAUGGCGUCAACUCCAAAGUUCUACAGAAAGUUGUAACAUACUGGAGAAAUGUCUUUGACUGGAAGAAGCAAGUGGACAAAUUAAACAAAUACCCACAUUUUAAAACAAAAAUUGAAGGUAUCAGUGUCCACUAUGUCCAUGUAAAGCCAAAGAGAAAAACAAAUUGUGUACCUAUAAUCAUGGUACAUGGUUGGCCUGGCUCCUUCUAUGAGUUCUAUGGGAUUAUGCCCCUUCUCACUGAGCCUGCCAACCCUGACGACCUUGCCUUUGAGGUUAUUUGCCCAUCCAUCCCAGGCUAUGGAUUUUCAGAGGCCCCACAUAAAAAAGGGUUUGAUUCUGUUUGCGCAGCCAGAAUAUUCCACAAGCUGAUGAAGAGGCUUGGUUUCAGUCAGUUCUAUGCUCAUGGUGGGGACUGGGGUUGGCUCAUCACUACGAACAUGGCACAGCUUGAUCCCAAAGCAGUCAAAGGUCUUCACCUGAAUUUUGCACCUCCUGCUAAGCCUGGUCUUCCAAUGAUACUGUCUUUGAUGCUGGGUUGGCGAUUCCCAAAGUUAUUUGGCUUCACUCAGCAUGAUGUGAAACGCCUCUACCCCUGCAUGGAGAAAAUGGUUGUAGAGCCAGUGAAGGAGAUGGGAUACAUGCAUAUCCAGGCUACCAAACCAGAUACGGCAGGAAGGGCAUUGAAUGAUUCGCCAGUUGGUUUAGCUGCUUACAUUCUAGAGAAGUUUUCCACAUGGACAGAUCCUGAGUUCAGGGACCUUGAUGAUGGAGGACUAGAAAGGAAAUUCUCCUUGGAUGACCUUUUAACAAACAUAAUGAUCUAUUGGACGACUGAGUCAAUUAUUUCAUCCAUGCGAUUCUACAAGGAGAAUUUUGCCAAGGGCUUGAACCAGCCGCAUUCAAGUAUGCCAGUUUCUGUGCCCACUGCCCUGGCUUCUUUUCCCAAUGAGCUGAUGCACACUCCUAAGCUUUGGGCAAAACAAAAGUAUCACAAACUAAUUGCCUUCACUCCAAUGGCCUCUGGUGGCCACUUCGCAGCCCUGGAGGAGCCAGAACUUAUGUCACAGGACAUUCAACACUUCGUCAAGAUCCUGGAGAAGAAGUAAAUUCUAAUUUACUUUAGCGGCCUAAACGUCCGUUUAGAACUUCUGUUCUGCACUGUACUUUACUUAUAAAUGUGAAUAGGUCUAACUUUUCUCUCAGUUUGAGAUUGAACUGGAAAUGUUAAGAGAAGACUUUGAGGUAACACUUUAUAUUAAGACACACAUAUUCACCAUUAGUUAGCUG
Sardina pilchardus (European sardine) is the source of this 1618-nucleotide messenger RNA. It is a transcript of the gene ephx1, whose product is annotated as epoxide hydrolase 1, microsomal (xenobiotic). Gene Ontology annotation, molecular function: epoxide hydrolase activity. Gene Ontology annotation, biological process: epoxide metabolic process. NCBI's taxonomy places the organism in Eukaryota, Metazoa, Chordata, Actinopteri, Clupeiformes, Clupeidae. The transcript is spliced from 9 exons. The record is from RefSeq and is a predicted model, not a curated record. Bases 85 to 1437 code for a protein of 450 amino acids.